AUGAACCUAUCUAGUUGCACAAUCAAAGUCGAUGACUCCCAUCACGACACACCUAGACCGGAACAGGAGAAAUUGUCAAAAAGCAACUCAUCAGUUCGCAUCGUUACUGUCAACAUGCUGCCAGAGGAUCAGGCCGCAGUUCUGCAGAAAGUCCGUGACCUCACCGCUUCCGGCGAAAAUCGGCCCAAGAUAGACGAGAGCGCUGUAGCCAAAGAGUUAAAGAAGUGGCUGGAGUCCACAUACGGACGCACAUGGCAUGUUCUGAUUGUUCGAGGCUCAUACUGGCUGCAAUUCUCUCACGAGCCUGAAUUCUCCUUUCAGUUUGAGUUGGGGCCAUACGUCUAUGCAAUGUGGCGGACUCCUAUUGCCUAG
This is a messenger RNA of Dibothriocephalus latus, 372 nucleotides long. Lineage: Eukaryota; Metazoa; Platyhelminthes; Cestoda; Diphyllobothriidea; Diphyllobothriidae. The record is from the annotation of a GenBank genome assembly.